AUGUCAGACCACCGUGAGCAUUCUGAGAUCGAAAGCACGAGAUAUGAGUCUUCUCGCUCGAGUACGGAUUCAGAUUCCGUAGAUUCAAGGCCUCGGGUUAGGCAGGGAUCAACAUCGACUUCCCAGCGGGAGAGAUCAAAUUCCCGGCCAAGAUCUUCUGAAAUCACUCGCAUAUAUUCUGGUGUCUAUCUUGACGACCACUCCGUUUAUCAUGGCGAUGAUGACAAUGGAGCUUCUGCAGAUCGUGACAUGCCGCGCGGAAACAAUGAGAAGGCUUUGGACGUGGCACUCGAAGUUAGGAACGGGAUCGUCAACGAAAGGGAUCUUGACCUGGAGGCAAACAGGCAGAGUCCAGCGGCUGAAAUAGAGAAGACUAGGACAGCUCGCUCGGAACAACCAUCUGAUCCCAAGCUUGUUACGUGGGAUGGGCCAGAUGACCCUAGAAACCCUAAAAAUUGGACUAUAAAGAAGAAAUGGGCGAUUGUAGUGACAGUGUCGUUAUUCACAUUCAUUUCUCCGGUCUCCUCUUCUAUGGUGGCACCAGCGUUGACUACUAUGUCCAAAGAUCUGAACAUCACAGAUGCUGUCGAAUCUCAGCUUACCCUUUCAAUCUUCGUUCUGGCUUACGCCGUCGGCCCGCUUUUCCUUGGUCCUCUUUCCGAAAUCUAUGGCAGGGUGAUCGUUCUGCAAUUGUCCAAUCUGUUUUACCUAGUUUUCAACAUUGCCUGCGGUGUGGCACAAACUAAGGCGCAGAUGAUCGUUUGUCGGCUCUUUUCUGGACUAGGCGGCAGUGCUCCAAUGGCGGUUGGUGGUGCGGUUUUAUCAGACUGCUUCAGACCUGAAGAACGAGGCAAAGGUGUUGCUAUCUACAGUCUGGCCCCUCUUCUUGGCCCGGCAGUCGGCCCCAUCGCUGGCGGGUUUAUCGCAGAGUACACAACGUGGCGCUGGGUAUUCUAUGCGACUUCUAUUACUGAUGGGGUCAUCCAAAUAGCCGGUCUCUUCUUUCUGAAAGAGACCUACGCACCUGUUCUCCUUGGCAGACGCGCAAAGAAAAUCCGUGCUGAAACGGGCGACUCGUCCUAUCAAACGGAAGUAGAGCGCCAAAACAAGACACUCAGCCAAACACUCAGCUCGGCUCUCGUCCGUCCUUUCCGCCUUUUGACCACGCAGCCAAUUGUGCAAGCCCUUGCUGUUUACCUCGCUUACAUGUACGGAAUCAUUUACCUCGUCCUUUCGACAUUUCCGACUCUCUGGACAGGCGAACAAUACUACAACGAAUCCAUCGGCAUUGGCGGAUUGAACUAUAUCUCACUAGGAGUAGGGUUCUGGCUUGGUUCUCAGAUUUGCGCCCCGCUCAACGAUCGAGUCUACCGCCGUUUGAAGACACGGAACGGUGGUGUCGGGAAACCUGAAUUCCGAGUCCCCCUUCUCGGCAUCCCAGCUUUCCUCACCCCGGCCAGCCUGUUUAUAUAUGGCUGGACAGGCGAGAAACAUACACACUGGAUAGCGCCGAACAUCGGUGCUGCGAUGUUCGGUAUGGGAACCAUUGUCACCUUCCAAUGCGCACAGACCUACCUGAUUGACUCGUAUACACGGUUCGCAGCAAGUGCUCUGGCAGCGACAUCGUUCUUGCGAUCAAUAUGUGGGUUCGCGUUCCCGCUCUUUGCGCCUUAUAUGUAUGACGCACUGCAAUUUGGGUGGGGAAAUAGUCUUCUUGGUUUCAUUUCGCUGGGGCUGGGUAUUCUGGCGCCGAUAUUUCUGUGGAAAUUUGGUGGUGCGCUGAGGAAGAGGAGCCCGUAUGCGGCAGGUUAG
Aspergillus puulaauensis is the source of this 1812-nucleotide messenger RNA. Its product is annotated as MFS transporter. Gene Ontology annotation, molecular function: transmembrane transporter activity. The coding region runs from base 1 to 1812 and encodes 603 amino acids. Gene Ontology annotation, biological process: transmembrane transport. NCBI's taxonomy places the organism in Eukaryota, Fungi, Ascomycota, Eurotiomycetes, Eurotiales, Aspergillaceae. The record is from RefSeq and is a predicted model, not a curated record. The transcript has 3 exons.